AUCUAGCCCAUUAACGAUCACCAUUUCUUCUCCCCUUGAAUCGCUUCACACCUUCGAGAAGUUUCUGAGAAGAAAAGAAUGGCGUUGCUAAUGGAAAAAGGCGCAGAACCUCAAACGGAGCGUGAAUUAGCAGACCUUGAUGCUAUAUCUGCUCUUAAGGAAUCAGCUGCUAUUGAACUCAAAGAAGAAGGUAACAAGUAUGUCAAGAUGGGAAAGAAACAUUAUCAACAAGCUAUCAACUGUUAUACACGGGCCAUAAAUCAGAAGGCCUUAACUGACACCGAGACCUCGAUACUUCAUUCUAAUAGAGCACAUGUUAAUUUACUACUUGGAAAUUACGGGCGCGCUCUUUCCGAUUCAGAGGAAGCCAUAAAGCUGUCCCCAACAAACAUUAAGGCUUAUUAUAGAGCGGCUAAAGCAUCAUUAUCUGUUAAUAAGUUGGUUGAAGCAAAGGCCUUUAGUGAAAAAGGACUCGAUCAAGAUCCGGAUAAUGAAGAACUAAAGAAACUGAAAAAACAAAUUGAUUCGCAAAUAUCGGAACUUCAACAACGCGAGGCUCAAGUUUCUAAAGCUUUGAAAACCGCUAAGGACAUAAUGUCAGCAAUUGAAGACAGAGGAAUAAAGAUCGGAAAGGCUACAUUUCAAGAAUUAACCGGAUUGAAAAAGCCGAUAUUAGAUAACGAUCAUAUGCUUCACUGGCCCGUUCUUCUUCUUUAUGCAGAGGUUAUGUCGAGUGACUUCAUUGAGGAUUUCUGCGAGACCGAUAUGUUCUCAGCUCAUCUUGACUUGAUGUUUUCGGAUAGUGCUGAACCGUUGCCAUGGGAUAAAGAAAAUGCGUAUACUCGUGAUGCUAUUGAGUUGUACUAUGAGGCUGGAUCAGGGGUUUGCUUGUCAAAGAAAGAAAUUCUUAGCAAUUUAUUACAGGGUACAGCUGCUUCCCAUAUUGAAUCUUUCGGUGAUGAAGAUACAGAUGCAGCUAAAUCUUCACCUAAAGAAAUCUCUUCAGUUGGAAACAAUCGUUCCAAAUGGGUGAAAGUGAAUGAAAGAAAAACCCUUCAUGCAGUUCUCAAAGAACCGAAUUUCAUUAUCCCCGGAAUCCCAGUGUUUUUUGUUGUUUCCAAGAAAUCCAGUUUCUAUAAAGACUUCAAAAGUGGAAAUUGGUCCCUUCCAUCCUGAACAAAGUUACAUCUGAUCAACACUAUUCUGAUGUAUCUGGUAAACUUAUUUUUAUUGUAAUGCGUGUACAUUAAUUAACAUUAAUAUUUUGAUUAGAUGAACAAAUAAAGAUAGAGGGCUUAUUUUAUGUAGUAUGCAAAUUCAUGUAAUGUUUUCCUUGUGGAAGUUUUGAUCAA
Molecule: messenger RNA, 1352 nt
Organism: Helianthus annuus (common sunflower)
Lineage: Eukaryota; Viridiplantae; Streptophyta; Magnoliopsida; Asterales; Asteraceae
Product: tetratricopeptide repeat protein 4 homolog
Exons: 8
Coding region: 79-1176 (365 amino acids)
Molecular function (GO): Hsp90 protein binding
Source: RefSeq, a predicted model, not a curated record